This is a messenger RNA of Archocentrus centrarchus (flier cichlid), 2956 nucleotides long. RefSeq names its product TSC22 domain family protein 1-like. Gene Ontology annotation, cellular component: cytosol; nucleus. Lineage: Eukaryota; Metazoa; Chordata; Actinopteri; Cichliformes; Cichlidae. Gene Ontology annotation, biological process: negative regulation of apoptotic process; positive regulation of cell population proliferation. The record is from RefSeq and is a predicted model, not a curated record.
UGCAGGAGGCUACACGCUGAACGACGUUACCGCCGGGAGGACCAGUGAUACAGCAAAACCCAAGCGAAGACCCAGAGGAAUGGAUUUAAGCCGUGUGCGCCGCUUUUGUUAGAAGUGUUUCGUUUUAAAAGCACCGUGCAGCGGAUUAAAGGGGGCUUAUUGCAUACUGUCAGAGACCAACUACCGCCCGGAUCUUCUCGAAAUGCAUCAUCCGGACCCUGCAGGAGACUCUGGCAGUGUUAGAAAGAUGGCGCACCCGGCUGUCUUUCACAGAAGGGGGAGCAACACGGCAGCGGAAGCGGCCCCACGCUGUCAGCACCGGCAAACCCCGGUGGUCCUUAACAGCCACGUCCCAGCCGAUGACUACCCACCCUCCCUGUUGAUUCAGCCUCCUGCUGGCUCAUCCUCCCCCGGUCCCCACCAUCCUCCUCCUCCCCACAGCCUGAAUCUGCUCUCCCAGCCCACACAGUCCACUGGAGCUCAGAUGAAAAAGAAGAGCGGUUUCCAGAUCACAAGUGUGACUCCAGCGCAGGUAUCUGUUAGCACUAAUAACAGCAUCGCAGAGGAUACGGAGAGCUACGACGACCUGGAUGAGUCCCACACGGAGGAUCUGUCAUCUUCUGAGAUUCUGGAUGUGUCCCUCUCUCGAGCUAACGAUGUAGUUGGAGCGGAGAGAAGCUCCUCAGAGGAGACAUUGAAUAAUUUCCAUGAAGUGGAGACCCCAGGAGCUGUCUCUCCAAACCAGCCUUCACACCCCCAUACCCUGAGCCAGGCACAGAAGCAGCAUGGUGGAGCCAUGGUGAAUGGGACUAUACACAAUCAACAUCCUUCUCAUCCUAACCAUGCCCAGGUCUACCCUCUGUCCUCUGGGCCCGGGAGUGCCCCAUUGGCGCUCACCUCUGGAGCUUUACCAUGUGUCACCCAAAUGCCUUCUAAUGUGGGCGGCCCUCAAGAAAGUGUUUCCCAGGCUGCUCCUUCAAGUAUCGCCACUCAGCCUACAGGGAUUGCGGUCCCAGGAUCUAUCUCUGGAAUGCACAGCUCUGCUGCAGGCACUACAGUUAGCGUAGUUAAUCCCCAGACCAGCAGUGUUAGUAAUGUGAAUAUGUUGAGCUCUGCCAAUGUGCCUGUGAGAGGGGGGAUCAGCACAAGUGCUAGUACUAGCAGUGGAGGCUCUCUCAAUGUGAUGAGCAGCAGUGGUGGGAGCGGUGGAGGAGGUGCUGCUGCUCCAGCUGGGAGCAACCUUAUGGGCACUACUAGCAUGAUUCAGCAACACCAAAACUUAAACUCCAGCAUUGCUAUGACUGCUUCAACUACUGUUGCUGCUGUUGCUGUGAGUGCCUCUGGAGGUGUAGGGGUCCCCAGCGGGAACCAUGGAGUUGGAUCAGCUGUGCAGCAGCCUGCGAGUGCACCUGUUACAGCUGCGACUACAGCUCCUGUAUCAUCUGCUCCUCCGGCCCCUGUGGUGGCCACCACCACCACAAGCUCUCGCUUCAGAGUGGUGAAGCUGGACUCUAGCUCUGAGCCCUUCAAGAAGGGCAGAUGGACUUGCACUGAAUUCUAUGAUAAGGAGACCCCAGCCCCUGCCCCCCCCUCUUCUUCUGAUACUGGGUCCCACAGCAUACGACUUGUCUCUGAGAGCUUUGCUGGGGGGUCUGAGAAGGAAAGCACAAGUGGGAGUUCUGUGAGCCAUUACAUUGAGAGUGUUUGCAGUGGAGAUGCUGGUGGACCACAGCAUGCACAGGAUUACACCUCUGCUCCUCAGGGCUUUCAAGGAAUCCUCCCCAGUGGGUUAAGCAUGGGAGUAUCUCACACCCAACAACAGCAUGAUAAAACUACUUUGGCCCCCUCAGCUCCUACAAACAUUCAUCAGCCUGCACCCAUGCCGAGCCACCAGACCACCACUGGACUCUCUGCUGCCCAGCAGCAACUCACCUAUGCCCAGGCAGUUGCUAAUCAACCCCCAGUGGGAGUUCAGCAGCAGAAGUUGGCUUAUGCCACCUUACCACAGCAAUCAGUUGCUACCCCUCAAGCACCCACGAUGUCAAUGAGGCCACCUGAGUACACCCCAGUCAGCAAAGGUAUCCCCCAUUCUGCUGCUGCUUCUCAGCCUUUGUCCAACCAAGCUGGAUCCACAUCUGCUGGGAUAGCUAAUGGAUCCUCCCAUAUGAUGGGAGGUCCUCAGCAGCCCCACUCUCUUCAAUCUACCAGCUCUAAUAUGCCCUCUCAUGUUGGUGUAGCAGGUGUGGGCCAGCAGCCUCAGAGCCACCCAAGCCAUUUGGAUUGCCAGCAGCAAAAGCCACAGUCGCUCCCAACACAGAUCCAAAACCAAGGGCUGAGCACCCAGCUGCCCGCUACGGUCCACCAGAGCCAGGUGUCUGCCCCAAGUGUACCUCCCCCUAACCUUCAGAGUGAUCACCAGGCUCAGGCCCAACCCCAAGCCCACAACACUGGGAAUACUGCUCAGAUGCCCCCGCAGGGUGUUCCCCAUAGCCAACCGUCUUCUGUCGGCUUGACCCAUGACCACAGCAGCCAGGCCCUGGCUCACGCUGCCCAGGCCAGUGCCCUGUAUGCCAGUCUGCCGAGCUUCACCACUACUCAGCUGCAGGAUGCCCAGCGGCUGCCUCAGCAUCAGUCGGCCUUGUUGGGGCUGCCCAAAUUGUCUGGGGGGAGGCUGUCUGGAUCCAACACUAGCCAUGGUCAGGAAACUGAGGACGCCGCCACCGCCAGUGCCUUAACAGCACGCGGUGUCAAGACUGUAGAUGGAGAGGAGGGAUGGCAUACCUUCACCUCUCCAGGAUCCCUUAUACCUGCUCUACAGAAUGUCUAUACAAUGCCAUCUACAAACAUCAUAGUCCAGGGAGACUCCUGCCUGACGUCAUCUGUCAUCCUUUCCAUCACCACUGGAAAGAGAAGCGGCUCAGAGCAGAUCCCUGAUGUAAUCCCACCCCCACCUUAA